AUGACAGCCCAUACCGACCCAUAUGGGAGAUUAUCUCAUUUCUCUUUUGUUUCUUUCUUACCACAGGUGAAAAUUAUUAUGUCUGAAGAAAAAAAGUGGUGGCAUCCAAACAAAUUACCACCAAGAGGUUACCAAUCCAAUGUUAUUCAAGGUCAUGAUAGAAAAUCAUUUUAUCCAUUCAAUAGUGAAUUGGGUUAUAGAAUUUUCAAAAGAAUAAUUGAAAUGAAGCGAACAAGUAUGGAACAGCAAAACAAUGAAGAAAAUAUAUAUCGUGUAAAAUAUGUUGAUCAAAUGAAUCAAGAUGAGCAUUUUCUUUUGAAGCAAGGUGUUUGUUCGCAGAAAUCUAAAUCAAUUUCGUCGAAUUCUGCGUUCAAUCAGUUUAGAUCCAUAGAAAAUAUGCCGGAAUUUCAUUUAAAUCUAAAAUGUGAUAUCGAUGAUCUAGAGGAACCGUAGUUGUAGUGGAAUUUGUGUUGUGAAAGG
This is a messenger RNA of Schistosoma margrebowiei, 480 nucleotides long. Lineage: Eukaryota; Metazoa; Platyhelminthes; Trematoda; Strigeidida; Schistosomatidae. The record is from the annotation of a GenBank genome assembly.